Messenger RNA from Hylaeus volcanicus, 353 nucleotides. Its product is annotated as mitochondrial import inner membrane translocase subunit Tim8 A-like. The transcript has 2 exons. The record is from RefSeq and is a predicted model, not a curated record. Lineage: Eukaryota; Metazoa; Arthropoda; Insecta; Hymenoptera; Colletidae. Bases 72 to 353 code for a protein of 93 amino acids.
AAGAGUAAUAACGGUGUAAAGGUCAAAUAUUUCUAUUAUUUUAGUAUUAAAAGUACGGUGGGAAUUAAAGAAUGAGUUUUAUGGAGGAGCAAAGGUCGCAAGGUGUGGUCGAUGAGCAAAUUCAAGCCUUCAUAGAGACUGAAGCUAAAAAGCAGCAGUUUCAGGAAUUGACAUUUCAUUUAACUGGCAUUUGUUGGGAAAUCUGCGUUGGACGUCCUGAAGCAUGUUUGAAUCCAAAAGUUGAAAAGUGUUUCAUAAAUUGUGUAGAUAGAUUUAUCGACACGACAAACUUUAUUACAAACAGAUUGGAACGUGUAGUUUUGAACAACUAUUCGAAAGUGGAUGUACAGUAA